AUGGUUGACAAAACUAGUACAAACCGCAAAUUUGUCAGUAAUAUGAUGCUGUUCAGGCAACCAAUUUUAAAAAGCGAUAUCGGCCUGAUGAGCUUCUCCGAACUGGACCAUCUGGCAGAGGCGUUGCUGACCGAGCUUGGCGUGGACCUUGAACCGACAUUCAUCCGUCAGUCGGAAGUCGUCAAACGAAACGAUGCGUGUACAGCCCUGCAGCAGCAUCUGGAAAGCGUUCGAAAUGAUCAAUCAGCAUUGGAACUGCUGGACGGGGUGUUGAAUCGGCAACUGGACGAGCUGGAGCAAUCAAUCAGUGCGCUGGAGCGUUUCCUCGUGCAAGUGUUUCCACCGGGCAUCAUCGGUAGGGGAACUUUAUCGCCGGUACUCUGGGAUGGGAAUAUGUUCUGCAGAAACGCCGGCAUUCGAUUUCCGAUGACAGGUGUGGUCGCCGAACGGAGGAAAUUCUAUCACACUUUAUCACGACUACCCUGCUGGAUGGGGAGCCUGGAACGUGACCUGCUUCCACAAAUCACCCAGCUAAACCAGGAGAUUGAUGACCACCGAAGCAGCUGCGAAAAGAUCUGCCCUAUUUUGGAAGUGAUGGCACAUCAUACGAAGAUUCUGCUGGCUGUUGAGAAAAACUUGAAUGCUAUAGACAAUCUGUUAGCUGCUAAUCGGGCGCGUUUUCUCGACUUUGGUCUAGGCGGAGAAAAAGAUAUGGGUGAUUUUUUUGCGGCUCUGUCUGGUAAAAAGUUCGGUCAAAAGUUUGUGUGAAAUUG
Messenger RNA from Topomyia yanbarensis, 773 nucleotides. RefSeq lists its product as uncharacterized. The coding region runs from base 1 to 768 and encodes 255 amino acids. The record is from RefSeq and is a predicted model, not a curated record. Lineage: Eukaryota; Metazoa; Arthropoda; Insecta; Diptera; Culicidae. The transcript is spliced from 5 exons.